CACUCCCACUCGACACUCGCUGCCGCGGCCGCUUCGCACUCAUUCACUUUAGUUCUCUGCCGACUACUGCGGCGAGCGCACGCACGUUCUCGCUUGUACAACAGAUGUUAGUGUACGAUUACGAUAUCGCGACGCAUUUCGGUCUUUUACCGUGACAGUGAACCGAACGUUUUCGAAUAUGGGUUAAACGCCCCCUUUGGCGUGAUGAGUCCGGGCGAGCGUGUCGCCCUCGGGCGCCGCGAACCCGCUCGCCCUCAGUAUGCCACCACCGCACCGGGAUUCCCGCCACCCUACUAUCCGCCCUAUGGUGUGCCGCACCCGAAUGCUUGGCUCGGUGCGCCCCUUAUAUCCAUGGCCGGACGCGCACCACCACCUUCUCGGAAUACUCCUGUGUCCAAACUAGCGAUGCAUGCACAAGGAGCACCCCUCAUCAUACAAAAUAAACACGAUCGAAGAAAGUACACCACCACACCGGAGCAGCGUAACCAUCGGCCUGUUACUGGACACACUGAGCAUGUUAUUAGAGAUCGUUGUGAAGCCUCUGAGGGAAACCGGCCUCGUAACCAACAACAACAAACACGUUCUUCGCGUAGUGUACGCAAUAACAACACGGAUGCGGUUAGUGUCGCGAGCGAUGAGAGUUCCGGCUCGACAAAUUCUGAAACAAUGUUGCCCAGGAUAAUUAAACCGCGAAAGCGACGCAAAAAGGAUAGGAAACCUAAUAACAUGACACCACAUGAUUUAAGCGCUGCUGGUUUGGAUCUCGGUGAAGUAGAACAUUGUUCGUUAUCGGGAAUUGCGUCUGCGCCGCAUAGUAUUUAUGAGGAUACUUAUUGCCGUGAAAUGUCUUUGCCGUAUCGUUUGGACGUUAAAGUGACGGAAUUUUCUGAUCCAGUGCCAGAGACAUACAGGGUUUCCGCGCUGGGAGAAGCUUUAGAAGCUACACGAUUUGGUUUGGCGGAGGCCGCUUCGCCAGCCGAAUCUGCUGUUAGUUCGUGUCAGUGUCGAUAUUGUGACCCUGUGGGGCAAAUAUGGGACGCUGAUUCAAUUGCAGAUUUGCUCGACGAGAAUUCUAGUGUGGAUUUUGCUCCUACUAAAUUGGAGGACUCUAUGAAAGUUGUCGGGCCUUUAGGCAGACGAGGGGCAGAUACUACAUUACGGCGUAGCUGGAGUGAUCCAUCCUCUCGUGCCCCAGAACGACGCGAAGCUAACAGCAGUGAUACUUAUUCAGCACCUAACCUGUACUCUUUGUUCCCACCCACGAGAAGAACUAGCUCUCCGGAGCCACGUUCUCCACUUGCUUUGGAAAUAUCUUCGGAGAUCGUCACUUCUAUGAAUGGACAUCGCGAUCUAGAAAUUAAAUUAUUUUCGACCUCGCCUUCAGCAACGAACUCCGACCGCCGCUCCUUUUUUGCCGAUAAAAGUGAAAGUGCUGUGAACAAAUUUAUAACUGCAAGCUACGAUCAUAAAGUGAACAGUGCGUUGAACAGUGACAAAGUUGAAUCUUGUGUGAAAAAGGAUGGCAAAAAAUGUGAGGAUGUAUCGGAGGCGGGGUUCACGACGACUUUCGUUGCCGGCGAGCCUUCCCGAAAUAUUUGUGAUUUAGCUUUAGUUACUGCCUGAAAUCUUUGUGAUCGAAUUAUCGAUGUAAUUAGUGAAAGCUUCGUUGUCGUUGAGUAUUUCAGAGAUCUCUAGGCUCGCCAUUUGAGCUGGACUCAAAUCGUCACAGCGAGGCACGCAUAGAGCAUAUAUUCAUAUAGCGAUGCAUUCAAAUUCAGAUCUCCGUAUCAGUUUCCUGUAGAUUCUAAAUUUAAUUUAUUGUUAACAAUAAUGUUGGGAAGCUGACGGGGGACUUUAUCUGGAGACAACAUAAUUCGCUGUUUAUCAAUUGUUUUGGUUGCGUAAAAUCAUGUAGGUUACCUGCAAUAAUGACACCAUAAAUAUUAAAUUAAUAUCUUGCUGUCAUUCAUGUAAACGUAGAAGGAAAUCGUUGUAGAUGGACCACUUAAGUAAGUGAAUAGAUUGUAGACAAGUAUCUUGUGCAGUCGUCAUAUAACUCGGUGCGCGCAAUUAGCGUUUCACACUACUGACACGGUUCUCGCGGCUGCGGCAUCGACAGUGCAGUCACUAUUGCGGUUUCCCGCGGUUUUCACCGCGCACGCCGUUCCGGGUGGCGCUUCGUGCGCGCGCGCACCGUUCUGUGGCUCUAAUGACUUUUUUCAUCACACUCUACUCAUGGUUCACUUUUACCAUAAAAGCGUAUUUUACAUAUUUGUGGUUUACCAAAUUGUAAUGUUAUUCUGUAAUAAAAUCCAUCCAAAUAUUCGAAUAUAAAAUAAAAAAUUAUUAUCCAUUGUUUGAAUAGUCCUAUACAAUUCGAUAGUUUAAUUGACGAAAUAAUGCAUGAAAUCGCUGACGAUUAAAUUAUAGAUAUAUGCUGUUCUAUUAACCGCGGGAAAUAUAUGUAGUAGUGUUGUAUAUCGAUAUGUGUAUGCAUAUAGUAUAAUAUCGAGUCACACUACAUCAAUGUCAAAUCACCAAGUUAUCGUCAUUAUAAAUCCGUCCUCAUACAUCAUCGUUAUCAGGUGGACACUUUCAGAAUACAUCAAUUUUAUUACGCACUUCAUUAUUUCACAACGAUAGAACGUAACCAUAACCAAAAUCCAUUAAUAUUUUUAUUUCACGUAUUGUCAUUCGAAGCGAUAAAACUACGGUUAUUUCCUUGCACGUUGCGUGACUAACGUCAGUAAGUUGUAAUCGUAUUUCUGUAUAAUCGUUAUCAUUGCAUAAGAGUCGCAUUGUUGAAUGUUCGAUAGAAUUCUCUUAAUGCAUUUUAGGUUCACAUCGUGGUUUGAACAUGCUUUGUUCCACGGUCAUUCACUUUAUGUAUGUAGAUAGAGAUAUAAAGAAAUGAAAUUUCUUUAAAUUUUGUCGUUAUUGAAUUAUUAUCUCGAAUGGAACAUUACACUGCUAAUUUACGAAUCUUUUUGUUACUAGUCAGCGCGAUGCAAGUGUGAAGUUAUAUUUGUAUUUGUUGUGUAAAAAAGCCGGUAUAGUCACGUUGCUGACAUAACGAAAUAACAAUGUAGUUACUUUUUUUUUUUCAAUUUCAGUCGCGUAAUUAAAUAUAAACUUACAUGUUUUUAAUUCAACCGUCGCAGUACAUACUACAAUAAGGUUAUAUAUUAACUUUAUUUCAUUGAUAAACAGCGAAUUGAAACUUUACGGUACGUCUCACUGUCUAACUUUUUUGUUUAAGCAAGGGUCCAACAAUGUAAGUGAUACCAGAUAAAGUUCCAUAAUGUAGAUAAUGUGAAUAUAACUAAGUUAUUCAUGGACUGUAAACUCGUACGCAGUCUCUAUCGUUGGGUUUUACACUCUACGGGCUAUUUUGAUGUUUUCCUUUUUUAUUUUUAUGCUGUGUUUGCUUAUAUUGGUCGGCGCGUGCGUGGGACGACAUGAUAAAUCGGUUCUUGCUUUACUUAUUUUUUUUUCUCUGUGACAUGUGCAGCGUAGACGAGGAGUUAUUAUCUGUUUUCAAUUCAGAUUUUACCGUGCAUUAGUGGGUCUAUGUCAAUUGAUAUAUUUAUCGACUUUACAAUUAUCUCUUUGGGAUUGAAUUUCUUUGAAGUUGGGCCUCCUUCGAUUUAUAUAUACUUUUUUUUAUCUAAAAGGAAGAGGGCAAUAGCUUCUUUUUGUUAUUUGUUACAUUGUUAAUGUACGUUGACUAUCGAAAAUGAAGGUUUUUAUAUUUAUAACCCAAUGACCGUAGAAUCGGAAACAAAGUCGAUUGAAUUAAUAAUGUUCUCGUCCAAUGUUGUACCUGUAAUUGUAUUGGGAUUUCGAAAGGGCGUGGCGCCAAUCGUGGUUGUAAAACUCAACGAUACAACCUCACUAUAUUAUAAACAAAGUAGGCUAUGUUUUAUAAUUACUUAUUGAGUGAAUGCAUUUUAUAAAUAAAAACAUAGGUUUAACAUUUGUUUGUGUAUGUCGUGAGACAUGAGUUACACGUUCGCACACUAUUUUUAUAUAAUAAAUACCAUGUCCUUGUA
Messenger RNA from Galleria mellonella (greater wax moth), 4052 nucleotides. RefSeq lists its product as uncharacterized. The transcript has a single exon. The record is from RefSeq and is a predicted model, not a curated record. Lineage: Eukaryota; Metazoa; Arthropoda; Insecta; Lepidoptera; Pyralidae. The coding region runs from base 205 to 1623 and encodes 472 amino acids.